Messenger RNA from Olea europaea var. sylvestris, 1543 nucleotides. Its product is annotated as WAT1-related protein At5g07050-like. The transcript is spliced from 7 exons. NCBI's taxonomy places the organism in Eukaryota, Viridiplantae, Streptophyta, Magnoliopsida, Lamiales, Oleaceae. The record is from RefSeq and is a predicted model, not a curated record. Gene Ontology annotation, molecular function: transmembrane transporter activity. Gene Ontology annotation, cellular component: plasma membrane. Bases 107 to 1327 code for a protein of 406 amino acids.
CAAUUUCCUAGGACAAACACCAAUUCCUUAGUGUUUUCCUCUGAUACUUCUUCCUUUCACACAACCCCUCUCACAUUCUUGCUUUUCUUCAUUUCUCAUUCUCAAAAUGGAAGGAAAAGGAGGCCUUGGUAGAUUUUUCGAAACGGCUAAGCCAUAUAUAGCCAUGAUUUCCUUACAAUUUGGCUAUGCUGGAAUGAAUAUAAUUACCAAAGUUUCUCUUAACAGAGGAAUGAGUCACUAUGUGCUUGUGGUCUAUCGACAUGCCUUUGCCACUGCAGUUAUUGCGCCCUUUGCCCUCGUUCUUGAACGGAAAAUGAGGCCAAAGAUAACAUUUCCAAUUUUCCUGCAGCUGUUUGUGUUGGGACUUCUUGGGCCAGUUAUUGAUCAGAACUUCUACUAUGCUGGACUCAAAUUUACUUCCCCUACUUUCUCAUGUGCAAUGAGCAAUAUGCUUCCUGCAAUGACAUUCGUCAUGGCUGUCCUCUGCAGAAUGGAGAAGGUGAACAUAAAGAAGGUCAGGUGCCAGGCAAAGGUGGUGGGAACAAUGGUGACAGUGGCUGGAGCCAUGCUUAUGACACUGUACAAAGGUGAUGUACUAAACAUGGUAUGGUCCAAGUACAUACAUCCUAAGGAAACCAAUGCUUCUGGCACAGCUGGAAUCACUGACAAGGACUGGCUUAAAGGCUCAAUUCUUCUUAUUAUUGCCACACUUGCCUGGGCUUCUUUCUUCAUCCUUCAGGCUAUCACAAUGAGAAAAUACACAGCCCAUCUUUCCCUAACAGCCCUUGUGUGCUUCUUGGGAACAUUGCAAUCUAUAGCUGUCACCUUUGUAAUGGAGCACAAAUCAUCUGUUUGGACCAUUGGGUGGGACAUGAACCUGCUAGCUGCUGCCUAUGCUGGUAUUGUUUCGUCAAGCAUUGCAUACUAUGUACAAGGACUCGUCAUGCAAAAAAGAGGGCCGGUUUUCGUGACUGCAUUCAGUCCAUUGAUGAUGAUCAUUGUAGCAAUCAUGGGCUCUUUCAUCCUCGCCGAGAAAAUAUAUGUUGGCGGUGUUCUUGGGGCCGUGUUGAUUGUGAUCGGACUUUACUCCGUGCUGUGGGGAAAAUACAAGGAGUACAAGGAGAAAGAAGCAGAAGAAAUUCCCGAACCAGUAAAAUUAGGAGGCACCGGAAAUAACCAGAAGACAAUGGUGAUUGAAGACAUUGAAGCAAAUAAUGUUAUAGAAAUGCAGAAAAAUGAAGACGAAAAAGUGUGUGUUCCAGCCGUAGCCAUUAGUGCUCCAAUGCCAAUUCCUCCAAUGAUAGCCAUGGAAGUGCCAAAAGCUUAAACCAAUUGCAGAGGAGAGAAAAAAGCAGAAAGUAGAAGUAAAAUGUAGUGGACAUAAAAAAGGGAUGAACCACGACUUUUUUCAGUCCUUUUAGCUUCGUUGUCUCUCUCUCUCUCCCUCUCUUUCUUUCUUUUUUUUUUUUUUUUUUAGGGGUAAACUAUGGAGUUUGUAAACAUUUGUGUUCGUUAUAAAUAUGUGAAGAAAAUUAGAGGUUUU